Nycticebus coucang (slow loris) is the source of this 1544-nucleotide messenger RNA. RefSeq names its product transgelin 3 (gene TAGLN3). The record is from RefSeq and is a predicted model, not a curated record. Gene Ontology annotation, molecular function: protein binding. The transcript has 4 exons. NCBI's taxonomy places the organism in Eukaryota, Metazoa, Chordata, Mammalia, Primates, Lorisidae. Bases 606 to 1205 code for a protein of 199 amino acids.
CGAGGGAAAGAAUUGUGCAGCUGAAAAAGCAGCUCCCGGCAGGAGGGAGGCAGGGUUUUUUGGAGGGCUCUUAGCAACGGCUUUGGUUUGGCUCUCCCCAGCCGGGAGAGACUCAAAUUCGUGUGCACUGGUGCAGGCCCACGUAGCAGCUGACUCUGGGCGCCAGGGUAGCUUUCCUCCUGCCCGUGAAUUACCUGCUCUGUCGCCUCUCAGGUCCCUACCGUUGGAAAGAGCCACUGAGAGGAGGAGGAAAGGACCAGCACCCGCCCUCCUUGGUGCCUGGGGGUUCGGGCUGGAUCGUGAGUCAGUGCACAUCCUCUCGGCUCAUUGAUAGGCGGGACCGAGAGGGGGGUUCCAGCCGGCGGGACCGGCCGGCGCUUUAUUCUGGAGUCGCUGGUGCGUGGCUGCGCGUUUCUUUCCCAUUUGUAGGUGAAACCCCAUUGGCUUCCUUGGCUCUUCGGUUUAAACCACGCCCGGCUUUCUGCCCGCUUUGCUGCUGCGGGGCCGGGCCGCUCAGCCACAUCACAGCCCCGCGUGCAGGGAGCCCCGGGCUGCUGCUGCCGCUAUUGUGUGGAUGCCUCGCGUGUCCUCUCUUCCGCCCAGAGAUGGCUAACAGGGGCCCGAGCUACGGCUUAAGCCGAGAGGUGCAGGAGAAGAUCGAGCAGAAGUACGAUGCGGACCUGGAGAACAAGCUGGUGGACUGGAUUGUCCUGCAGUGCGCUGAGGACAUAGAGCACCCGCCCCCCGGCAAGGCCCAUUUUCAGAAAUGGUUAAUGGACGGGACGGUCCUGUGCAAGCUGAUAAACAGUUUAUACCCACCAGGACAGGAGCCCAUUCCCAAGAUCUCAGAGACAAAGAUGGCUUUUAAGCAGAUGGAGCAAAUCUCCCAGUUCCUGAAAGCUGCGGAGAUCUAUGGCGUCAGGACCACUGAUAUUUUCCAGACAGUGGAUCUCUGGGAAGGGAAGGACAUGGCAGCCGUGCAGAGGACCCUGAUGGCUUUAGGCAGUGUUGCAGUCACCAAGGAUGAUGGUUGCUAUCGGGGAGAGCCAUCCUGGUUUCACAGGAAAGCCCAGCAGAACCGGAGAGGAUUUUCGGAGGAGCAGCUUCGCCAGGGACAGAACGUGAUAGGCCUGCAGAUGGGUAGCAACAAGGGUGCCUCCCAGGCAGGCAUGACUGGGUAUGGGACGCCCAGGCAGAUCAUGUAAGACACCGCAUCCCACUCCUGGAAGACAGGACAGGUGUUCCACACCAUGGUCUCUAUGAAAAAGAAAUAGUUAGUCACCUACUGACCUUCUCUUUCUCAAAGCCUCCUGUCCCCAGUUUUUGCAAGUGCUGCAUUUCUGCUGAGAAUCCACGUUGCCUACGCUGCCACCUUGUGUUCAUUUAGAACUAUGCAAAGACUCCGCUUUUCUCCUCCUGAGCUCCUUUAGCCCUAAAAUUUCCAUUUGUUUGAUUAUUUAUUUAUUUAUUUAUUUGCCAAACAACCUUCCUCUACCCCAACUUAUAGAAUGCACCUAAUAAACAGAUUAGUCUUGUGUCUUAAA